UUUAAUAUGGUCCCACCUCGAAAAGCAUACAUUGUUGACUGAGAGACAGAGAGUAGCACGAGUUCUUGGAAAUUGUUGUGAAUCUCAGAGGUUUUUUUAUGUUUCUUUCUUCACUCUUGUAUAUAUCAUUGUACAACAGAAGCAACAAGCAACUGUGUAUCAUGCUCUAAAACUCAAAGGUUGUUACGCAGCCACAAGCUCCCAAUGCCACUGUUCCAGAUCCUUGUCACCAUCUUCCUCACUCUCCCUGCGCUUUCCCUCUCCGAUUCCUGUCCUCUCAACUUCCACCUCGUCCGUUCGAGACCCUCAUCAGACUCCAAGACACGGUGUCAUUACAUCCUCCAAUCCCUUCGUAUUCUUCAAUCCGAUUACCUCCACCGCACCGGUUCCUUCCCUCCUUCCAACGCCUCCUUCUCCUGCUGGACCGCUCUCCAAGAUCACACCCACCAAUACGACAUUCGUUCCUCCUGCAACCUCCCUUCCUCUUCCUUUUCCCUCUCCUGCAACAACAUCACCAACCAAUCCCAAUUCGAGGACCUUUUGCCUCUCUCAGCCAAACAAGUAUGGAAUACUUGUAACCAUUCUCUAAACAGUCUCUCAUCUUGUGCUCUCUGCACCAAAGCUUUGUCCAACUUGGAUUCCCAUCUCACGGACAAUACCACUGACUGCAAGACUAUUGCUUCUAUCUAUGCUGCUUCCUUCUCCGACCUGCAAGACCCCAGAACUGCUGAUUGUCUGUUCAACUCUGAUUUUCCUUCUUCGGUUUCAACUGGUAAGCGUCGAAACAUUCUUAUUGCGGCUUUUUGUACGCUGGCCUUCUUCUUGUUGGUCUUUGGUGUUUUUUGGGCUUACUUUAGAUUGAAGCAGAAGAAUAAGGCUAUUUGUAAAACUGAGAUGGGUUUGAGUUCUGGGUUGGAUUCUGUGAACCAGACUACUACUUUGAUUAGGUUCACUUUUGAUGAGAUUAAAAAGGCUACUAGGAAUUUCGCCGGUGAUAACAUAAUUGGGAAGGGGGCUUAUGGGAAUGUUUAUAGAGGGAUGCUGGUUGAUGGGACUCAGGUUGCAUUGAAAAGGUUUAAGAAUUGUUCUGUUGCUGGGGAUCCUAGCUUCACUCAUGAAGUUGAGGUUAUUGCGAGCGUUAGGCAUGUGAACCUUGUUGGCUUAAGAGGAUAUUGUACUGCUACAACUAACUUAGAGGGUCACCAGAGGAUUAUUGUCACUGAUUUGAUGGAGAAUGGGAGCGUUUAUGAUCAUUUAUUUGGUUCUGCUAAGCAGAAACUCAGUUGGCCAAUUCGUCUAAAGAUUGCUCUAGGCACUGCUAGGGGGUUGGCUUAUUUGCACUAUGGGGCUCAACCUUCCAUCAUCCAUAGGGAUAUUAAAGCUAGUAACAUACUUCUGGACCACAAAUUUGAAGCCAAGGUAGCAGAUUUUGGGUUAGCGAAGUUCAAACCUGAGGGAAUAACCCAUAUGAGCACUAGAGUGGCUGGAACCAUGGGGUAUGUCGCACCUGAGUAUGCUUUGUAUGGACAGUUGACUGAGAGAAGUGAUGUGUUCAGUUUUGGGGUUGUGCUUCUCGAGCUUUUGAGUGGGAAAAGGGCUCUUGAAAUUGACACUGAUGGGCAACCCUCUGCAGUAACUGACUUUGCUUGGUCAAUGGUUAGGAAUGGUAGAGCUUUGGAUGUUAUUGAAGAUGGUAUGCCAGAACUUGGUCCAAUAGAAAUUCUUGAGAAGUAUGUAUUGGUUGCUAUACUAUGUUGUCAUCCUCAACUACAUGCUAGGCCAACAAUGGACCAGGUUGUUAAAAUGCUAGAGACGGAGGAAUCAGUGUCCUCAUUAUCUUGUGUUGCUGGGAAGAUUGAUACUGAGAAAUCUGUGUAGUAAAUGGGGGUGGCAGAGCUGAUUCAACAACCAGUUAGCAACACAUGGUAAAGUUUCCAUACCUGCUAUUUUAAGCAAGGAAGCAGGGGAUAGAGAAUGGAGAUAUGGGAAUGUUUUCCAUUGUACAUUACAAUUUUAGAUUUUAAUGAUACCACGUUUCAUUUGACAAGAUCAAUCUGCCUCCUAUAUCGCCAAUCACAACCUCAUCUUGUUAAUCUGAGUUGAUUGACUAACAGCAGUGACAAGUUUGGUCAAUCUUGGGUGCCUAACUCAGAUUAAAUGGUGUGAUAUCAUUUUGUGGAAUGAUGGGAAAAAGGUGAAAUAAAAGCGUGUGGAAUAAUAGAGGGGACUGUGUUCUAUUAUUCAGUCUGUUGUUUAGUAACAUUUUUCUUCCUCUGAAUUUGGAGGCAAGGGGGGAUGGAUCAGAAAAAUUGAGUUCUUAGAAAGUUUUUGGACUUAAUCUUUUGGGAUCUAAAGUUGUCGGGUAUUUACUUCUGAACAAGUUUUAAAUCUAUCUUAAUUCAAUUAUUGCCUGUCA
This is a messenger RNA of Vigna radiata var. radiata (mung bean), 2416 nucleotides long. Its product is annotated as probable LRR receptor-like serine/threonine-protein kinase RKF3. Gene Ontology annotation, biological process: protein phosphorylation. Gene Ontology annotation, molecular function: ATP binding; protein kinase activity. The record is from RefSeq and is a predicted model, not a curated record. The transcript has a single exon. NCBI's taxonomy places the organism in Eukaryota, Viridiplantae, Streptophyta, Magnoliopsida, Fabales, Fabaceae. Bases 205 to 1878 code for a protein of 557 amino acids.